UCGCUCACGAGCUAGCCCACCAGUGGUUCGGCAACCUGGUGACCAUGAAGUGGUGGUCCGACCUGUGGCUCAACGAAGGGUUCGCCACCUUCAUGGCGUCGGUCGGCGUGGCAGCGGUAGAACCAACAUGGCGCGCCGACCAGGGAUAUGCGGUGGAGAAUCUUAUUUCGGUGCUGGGACUGGACGCUUUGGAGUCUUCGCACCCUGUGUCGGUCCCGAUCGACGACCCGAAGCGUAUCAAUGAGAUCUUCGACGAGAUCUCGUACCGCAAGGGAUCCACCCUCAUCCGGAUGAUGACCAUGUUCCUGGGAGAGGAGGUGUUCCGGAAGGCGCUGCACAAAUACCUCGUAAAGUACUCCUACCAGAACGCCGCCCAAGACGCCCUCUGGGAAGAACUGACGGCAGCCAGCCGUCAGUACGGAACCCUGGCACGUGACGUCACCGUUAAAGAAGUUAUGGACACGUGGACCAAGCAGACUGGGUAUCCUGUGCUGAUGGUAACCAGGGAUUACAGUGAUAACACGUUGGCUGUUACACAGAAACGCUACCUCAACAUGGGUUCUCGUGGCAGCACCGACUCGUCAUGGUGGGUGCCUCUCAAGGUGCUCUGCCAGUCGGAGGCAUCCUCUCCCACGGGCGACCUGCAGUGGCUGGCCGAUGAUGAGGGAGUGAGCACGCAGCAUCGGUUCGAACACGGCGCCGGGGCGGAAGAAUGGGUGCUGUUCAACUAUGAUAUGAUUGCGCCGUACCGCGUGAAUUACGACAAGCGCAACUGGCAACUCCUAGUCGGUGCGUUGACUGGUGGAGAUCACCAUAAACUACCAGUGCUGGGCCGCGUGCAACUGCUGUCUGAUGCCUUCGCGCUGGCCUGGAAUAACCAGCUCGACUACAACACUGCUUUACAACUAGCGAGCUACCUCAAGCACGAGACCGAGUACUUACCUCUGUCCAACGGUCUAAACGUGUUAGCCAAGCUCGAGUCGGUGCUCCGCCGGUCGCCGGACUACGGCGCCUUCCAGAAGUUCGUCCGGCGGCUUAUUACUGACACCUACCGUCAGUCCGGCGGGCUGGCCGCCAAGCAGAUCAUUAAUGGGGACGACCUUAACAGUGUGAAGAUGCAGACGACGCUGAGCUCGUGGGCGUGCCGCAUGAACGUGCCGGGCUGCCAGGAGAACGCGCUGGAAUUAUUCCAGGACUGGAUGAACUCUCCUCGACCUGAUGAGGACAACCCUAUUCCGCUGGACCUCCGUCGCACAGUGUACUGCGAGGCGAUGGCUCGCGGCGGCGUGCGCGAAUGGCGCUUCGCCCUCGCGCGGGUGCAGCGCUCCAACGUGGCCGCUGCCAGAGACGUACUGCUGCGAGGCCUGGCCUGCACCAGGGAGAUUUGGAUACUGGCGCAGUACCUCGAGUGGGCGAUAACGGAAGGCUCGGAGGUGCGGCGGCAGGACGCGGCGCUGGUCAUCACGUCGAUCACGCGCUCGUCCGUCGGCUACUACCUCGCCAAGGAGUUCAUCUACACGCGCAUACAGGACAUAUACAAGGCUUUCAGCAGCCAGAGCCGCCGGCUGGGGUCCAUCAUCAAGAUCCUUCUAGACCAAUUCACCACGCAAAAGGAUCUUGACGAAUUCUUAGCCUGGUACAAGGACAACACGCAAUACUUGGAAGAGGCCAAGUUAGCGGUGCAGCAGGCCAUCGAGAAAGCCACCGUCAACAUCCACUGGCUCAACAAAAACCGCCACGAAGUCGUCGACAAACUCCGCGAGUUCUCCACGUAAGGACCCUGGCUAAAGUUAUGUGCUAGUCGAUUAUAUUAUGCUGAACUGUAAACAUACUAAAUAUUUACUAAGAUAAUACAGGAUGUCCCAGAAUGGGUGAAUCAAACUGAUAGGGGAGGGAGCUCUAU
Ostrinia furnacalis (Asian corn borer) is the source of this 1903-nucleotide messenger RNA. RefSeq names its product aminopeptidase N-like. Gene Ontology annotation, molecular function: metalloaminopeptidase activity; zinc ion binding; peptide binding. The transcript has 11 exons. The record is from RefSeq and is a predicted model, not a curated record. NCBI's taxonomy places the organism in Eukaryota, Metazoa, Arthropoda, Insecta, Lepidoptera, Crambidae. Gene Ontology annotation, biological process: proteolysis; peptide catabolic process. Gene Ontology annotation, cellular component: membrane; cytoplasm. The coding region runs from base 45 to 1775 and encodes 576 amino acids.